Molecule: messenger RNA, 4611 nt
Organism: Etheostoma spectabile (orangethroat darter)
Lineage: Eukaryota; Metazoa; Chordata; Actinopteri; Perciformes; Percidae
Gene: ngfb
Product: nerve growth factor b (beta polypeptide)
Exons: 4
Coding region: 396-989 (197 amino acids)
Biological process (GO): negative regulation of neuron apoptotic process; modulation of chemical synaptic transmission; positive regulation of peptidyl-serine phosphorylation
Cellular component (GO): synaptic vesicle; dendrite; axon
Molecular function (GO): growth factor activity; nerve growth factor receptor binding
Source: RefSeq, a predicted model, not a curated record
GGACCUGCAGCCCUCUGCAGGCAGGCAGGCAGAGCCUGCAGCCUCUGGGACACUUUUCACUUACUUUCAGAACAAUUUUCAAACAAGUGCAAGGCUCAGAAAGGACCGUUUGGGAUAAUUGAAAAAUAAUUUGUUCUUCCCCUACCUGGCAUCUUUUGGAACUGGACACAAACUGGGAUAUAUUUCAGUGAUCCUCGGGCGUCAUACGUCAGUGGAGAGAAGAGAGAGCUUUUGCAGAGGGAUACAGAGUGGAGGCAGAGGACAGAGGUGGGCUGGAUGGGGGCCACAGCCGGGAAUGAUGGCAGGAGCCCAGAACACAGUGAGCUCUAAUCACGUCCUCUAGGAGCCGCUAGGUGCUACAGUUCACGUGGAGACCCCGAAAAGGUUGCGUGCCCAUGAGGUCGUCCAUGCUGGUCCUGUUCCUCCUCUUCAGUGCCCAGGCUGUGGCCGCCAUCGGAGGAGCAGCACAGCAGCAGUGUCCAGGCAACUCCAACAACUCCAACUCCAUCCCCACGGUGGACCCCAAACUCUUCACCAAGCGCCGCUACCACUCACCCAGGGUGCUCUUCAGCGCUCAGCCACCUGAUGCAGACCUGGCAGAGUCCCAGGGUGCCGGCAAGAGGGCCCGCAGGCGUGCUGGGCAGCCCCAGCACCGUGGAGUUUACUCGGUGUGUGAGAGCAUCAGCGUCUGGGUGGGCAACAAGACCAAAGCCACGGACAUCUCAGGCAACGAGGUGACAGUGCUGCCAGACGUGAAUAUCAACAAUGUCAACAAGAAGCAGUACUUCUUUGAGACAACGUGUCACAGCGCCCGCUCAGGCAGCUCCGGCUGUUUGGGAAUUGAUGCCAGACACUGGAACUCCUACUGCACCAACUCACACACUUUUGUACGAGCGCUGACUUCCUUUAAGAAACUGGUCGCGUGGAGGCUCAUACGCAUCAACGUGGCCUGCGUGUGUGUGCUUAGCCGCAAGUCAUGGAGGCAGUGAAGACACACGCACAAACACAGUACAAACACAGACAUACUCAUCACCAAAGCCUUUUCACCCUCUGCACAAAGUAAAUUAUUGAUAUAUGUCAAAGUUUUAGGACUGCAUGUAUAUACACCAGACCUGGGUCAAAUAGUAUCUGUCUGUAGCGGGCUUUUUUACCUGUUUAGGAGUCGGCCUACUAAACGUUAAGCUGAUGUUGAUGUGUCACCUAGCAUCUGACUAGCCUAGCUGCAGUUUGUGACAGGUUCAGCUUGCUGAUGUCUAAAGCACACAGAAACCUUAUUUAUCAAACUUCUAAGAAUUACACUUGAAUGGGGAACUCGAUCACUCUAUUUCCACGCACUACUGCAUAAGUGGAAAAAAGUUGUGUAAAGCCUUUUGUGGUUCCAGAGGAAGCUAAUAAAUUGUCUCAAGUGAGGUCACUUGAGUCCGUUGAGACGGAAGACUACAAGUUUGAAGAAUAUGGGGCUGUGCUGUAGAGUGACAAGAAGUGAGCUUACCAGUUCUCUGUAGCUGGCUCCUCAUCUCUGCUAGAGGUUAGCGGCUCGAGGAUGCAUCAGUGUUGCAUUGUGGGUAAUAUAGGCACUAGGUUUUGAUAAGAAAGAAGAAUGCAUGGAAUAAAAAAGACGAUAUAUCUCUGCAUCGAUUUUGAUUCUAUUUUUUUGUUUUUUUAAACGGUCCAUCUUGGAUCUGACAAGAUUUAAGAAAGCUCUAAAAGUAAAUUUAGGGGUAAUAGAAUUCUUAAUUGAGUGUGAAGAAUAAGACACAUUUAUUUAGCGACUUACUCCAGUUUAAAGAUAAGAAGAAGAGUAAAGUUUAGGAGCAUCUCUUAACCCUUGUGUUGUCCUCGGAUCAACUUUGACCCGUUUUUACAUUUUUAUAUAAGAAAUAUGGAUUUUUUCCAACCAAACUGCCCCAAAAUAACUUGAAUGCAUGCAUGUAUGUAGCAUGGAAUCCAUAAAAUAUAUACUGUACAUCCAUGCAUUCAUGUUCUGCAAUGGUAAAAUGAAUGAUUACUUUAAUUGAAUUGUUUUGUUGUUUUAUUUAAUUUCAUUUUUUUUAAAUAGCUUUAUUAUAGUAUCCAAACUUGGACAUAAACUAGCCUGUGAUCCACUCAACAUAAUUCAUGAUUACAGCUUUUUUCAAACUCAAACAUUACGUAUAAUGUCACUUAAAUUAGGUAUAUUGACCAUGAAUUGAAAAAAAGUGUUAAAAAAGUUUUUAAAAACAUAGAAAAACGACAUAAAUGCAGAAAAAAAGAAGAAGUGAAUUUUCAAUUUUGACCCGGAAGGACAAGUUCACGUUUGACGGGAGGACAAUACAAGGGUUAAGCGAUUGUGUGAAAUCUUAUUUCCAGUUUCCAUGUGAAAUAAAUUGUUUACAAAUUAAGCAAUAAAGAAAAUAAAUCUGGAGCAGGAAAGAACAUCUGAUGCUGGUAUUUAUAAUAAGGAAUUAGUUGCACAUUAAAGAUGCAUGCAUGAUUCCAACUAAAUUAAAGCCAGCUUUAUCAUUCUUGUUUGCAAAAAAUCUAAACAAACUGUUGUUACACCCUAUCAAAUGUUCCUUCUUUUUCUAAAUUAUAUAUGUGGCUUUAUACAUUUUUGGUCCAUCAUGAAGCCAAAAUAACAGUUUGUAUAAUCAUAAAACACUCCUUGAAAUGUGUGCACCAACCUUUGUUUCUGUGAUGCAGUCACUCAUUUACCCUUUAGAGCCAACCAGAGCUCUCUUAUAUUUCAGCUGUCACGGAGCUUUGCUUUUAUCUUUCACUCCCUACUGUCACUUCAAGCAGUUUGAUAAGUACAGGCCCAUGUUCCCAGUUGUUAGGGUUGGACAGCCCAUUGGUCAGGGGAUUGGACCUGAAUGUGUUGGCAUGGAUGCCUGGCCAAUCACAGCGCUUAAAUGCUAUGCAGGGCGUUCUUUUUCUGUUUAAAUUUGUGGCAAACUACGCAGGAAAGGCUUAUUGCUGCCCUCCACAGGUCACUUGUAGAAUUUAAACAGCAAAAUUUACAUCAUGCCAAUAAAUGGCAGAUCCUUUCUUGUCCAUGCAGGUAUCCUGAGCAGCUUCAGCAAGAUAAUCUCUUUUUUUUUCUCUCUGAGCUUAUCCACUUUCACUUCCUUAAUUCUCUUUUGACACUGUGCAUGACCCAGCAUGGUGAUUUCCAGCACAGUGCAGGCCCUUUGCUUGUCUUUUCUUCACUCCUUCACAUAGCAAUUGUCCUUCCUGCAUCUCCCACAUCUUGUGACUCCUCUACAGAAUGCAGCAACAUGUCCAUAUUCCUAACAGCAGUUACUUAUACGAGACGUACCAGUGUGUGUACCUGUUGUGGAAAUCACAGAUACAUUUGGAAAACCAAAUGCCAUCAUGUCUGGGUUUCUAACAUCAUCUGGAUGCGCACACAGCUCGGUGUCUGGAAGCAAGUCACACAGCUGUAAUCUCCAACUACACAAACCCUCAGGGCUCUAUCUCUCUGACUUCUUGAUACACACUCAGUGAUAACCAUCCCACCUCUUGUAAUCCUGACUGAUCGUACAUCUCCAGGUUUCCCCCAAACCUUCCUGUCUGACAUCAUCAUCCCAACAAGAGAUGUCUUCUCUUUUCUCAUUGACUGUGUGGAAUCUCUAAAAUAAAUACUCCGUUUUCUUUUCUUUUCAAAUCCUCCCCUUUCCUCAUUUCCACUUUCACUCUCGGAUUUCUGCUCUGACGCCAUUUCCACCAUCUGGGAAAGUCCAAUCCAUUAUCUCCCUUCCAGCAGCAAGGAGCUGGCCAUCGCACAGCUAGAAAGAUAAAACCUCUCCUGGCUAGCAAAUCCUUUCCGUUGAGGUAAAUGUCUGCUGUUUGGUGAAGGCUUCUCCUUAUUGUUGUUGUCUCUGGUCCUUUUAUGAACCAGAGAGGAAUUCUGGGAGUCCAAUCAGAACAAAGGCGUCACCAAUUAAUGUCAAUCAAUGUUCCGACAGCUAGCAAAGGUAAACAAUGUACAUGGGAGAAGUUAUCCUCUGGGGUUUUCCUGCUAGAAAGGGUCUAGGUUAACCCAACCGUGAUAUUUUCCUAAACCUAACCCAGUAGUUUGCUGACUAAACAAGACUCCUGGCAGAAAAUGCAUUCUGCCCUAAAAGUCCAACUUCUACCAUGUGCGCAAAGCACUCAAUCCUUUCAUCAUAUCAGUCUAGUUCCACGUGACCUUUAACCUCCUUUCAACCUCUGCAGCAGAUGUUGUUCAAACCUCAGAUCCCAUGACCUCUGGUGGCAGUUAGGUGCCCACUACAAGACACAGGAACUGGUUUAAACCACAGACCGUUUAAAGGAAGUUUUACCUAAACCACAGGCGCGUUUCAAACGUGUGAAGACACAGCAGUGGUGUUUAAGAAACUACAUGAUUUCAUGGGUCUUAAACCUUAAACAGCAGCCAAGUUAGUGACAGAGUUUUAGCAACUCAAUCAUGUUGAUUAUAGUGUUUUUCUGCCACUCAUUAUAUAUUCCUACAGCGCACCCCACUCACUGUAAGUAGACUGAUGCAACCCACACGCUUUGGAAAUACAAUUUGACCCAGGUCUGACAUAAGCAUACUUUUUGUUAAAAUGUUGUUGUUGAUUGUUAUUUAUUAAACACGUAUACAUGCAC